This is a messenger RNA of Rhincodon typus (whale shark), 3942 nucleotides long. Its product is annotated as WD and tetratricopeptide repeats protein 1-like. The record is from RefSeq and is a predicted model, not a curated record. Gene Ontology annotation, biological process: negative regulation of fatty acid biosynthetic process. The transcript has 8 exons. Gene Ontology annotation, cellular component: cytoplasm; Cul4-RING E3 ubiquitin ligase complex. NCBI's taxonomy places the organism in Eukaryota, Metazoa, Chordata, Chondrichthyes, Orectolobiformes, Rhincodontidae. The coding region runs from base 1 to 1140 and encodes 379 amino acids. Gene Ontology annotation, molecular function: protein binding.
AUGAGGGGCAUCGACAGGGCGGUUACAGAAGAUGUUUACCAGGAUGAUAACCGAGAUAAGGGACUUUCAGAUGUACAGAAUGGAAAAUCAAUAACAAAUGGAGUUACAAACGGAAUUCAUCUCCACAGUAAUGGCUUCAGGCUGUCGGAGGCAUGGCCGCAAAGCAGUGUUCCCUUUGAAUUGCCACUUCAUUUAGAGAGGCUCAAACAGCAAGCAAAUGAUGCCUUCUCCCGACAACAAUGGACACAGGCCAUCCAACUUUACAGCAAAGCCAUUCAACAAGCACCUGGGAACCCCAUGCUUUAUGGCAACCGAGCAGCAGCCUUCAUGAAGCGCAAGUGGGAUGGAGACCAUUAUGAUGCCCUCAGAGACUGCUUGAAAGCAAUUUCUUUGAAUCCCUCUCACCUGAAGGCCCACUUCCGCUUGGCACGCUGUUUGUUCGAGUUGAAAUAUGUUACUGAGGCUCUGGAGUGCCUCGAUGACUUUAAGGGCCGCUUUCCUGAACAAGCCCACAGCAGUGCCUGUGAUGCAUUGGACCGAGAUAUCAAGGCUGUGCUCUUUGCAAAGACAGACACCUCUGAUGAGAAGAAAGCAGGAACAACCACCCCAAUCCGCAUCCGGUCAAGCGGCAGGAAAGAUUCUAUCUCUGAUGAUGAAGUGAUUCUGAGGGAACGAGGUUAUGAUUACAAGUCACGGUAUUGUGGUCACUGUAAUACCACCACGGAUAUUAAAGAAGCCAACUUCUUUGGGAGUAACGGCCAAUACAUUGUCAGUGGUUCUGAUGAUGGAUCCUUCUUCAUCUGGGAGAAAGAGACAACAAACCUUGUUCGUGUUCUGCAGGGUGAUGAAUCGAUUGUAAACUGUCUGCAACCCCACCCGAAGCACUGCUUCCUUGCAACGAGUGGUAUUGAUCCUGUGGUUCGCCUCUGGAGCCCACGACCAGAAAGUGAAGAUCAAAAUGAGCGAGUAAUUGAAGACAUGGAGGGAGCUUCACAGGCAAAUCAGCGGCGAAUGAAUGCAGACCCCCUUGAAGUUAUGCUCCUAAAUAUGGGAUACAGGAUCACUGGACUAACCAACAGUGGGAUGGCUUCAGAUGAUGAGGAAAACUCUGAAGGCCAGGUGCAGUGCCGGCCAAGCUAAAUAGCAUCCCAGCAGUAGCGUACUUGGGACAGACCAGGGAACAACUCUCAUUUCAGAGUGUACGUGGCUGAAAACACUGCACUGUCCUCAGCUACGCACCAAAAGCUUUGUUCAGGAAGCAGUGACAGGGUUUGCAUUCUUUCCAACAUCCAUCAGACUCAUUUAUGGACGAGCCCUAUUCCGUCUGCAAAAGUCUGAGAGCGAUGCUGCUACCCUCUCAGGAACAGCUAACUGGGCCAAACCUGGCCUGGGACGCAUACAAGAGACUUCAUGUUGUUUCUGGUGGUUGAAAAAGACUCAUUUGAUAAGCAGAUCUUUUUGUAAAUUGUCUAGAUGCUGCUUUCAGUUUGUAUAAAUGCUUCCUCCUCUAUCACAUUCAGUCCCUUUUGUAGUAAUGGAUUCUGCACAAUCCGUUAGAAAAACACAGGCCAAUAAUAUUGAGGUAAACUGCACUCCCUUCGUAGCUCUGAAGCCUUUAGAGCUGCAGGGCAUCCUGAUGCAGCCUUCAUUGCAGACAUGAGAGAGUCAUGAAUGGUAGUCAGUAUCAUACUUGAGUUCCUCUGCUGCUUUUGGCCCAGUUUGCAAUGUGCAUACAGAAUAUGUAGCUACACAACUUGACUUGAGGAUUGCUGCAUCAUGAUUGGGGGUUAUAAGAAUGUGAGCAUAUGGGAUGAAUUCACAAUGUACAUGCAACAAAGUGACUGACCGUGGUGAAGUAUGGGAGGUGUGUCAGAACUACCCUAACAUUGUAUGUGAACAGCCUGGCAAUUGGUUGUUGGGGAGGGGGUGCUGUUGUGCCUACAUCCAUCUGUCUCUUGUACUACCUAGCUGUGUUCUGUCUGGUUUUCUACCCCAGUCUUGGCAUUCUAUCCACUUCCUCGUGAAAGAGACUGCUUCAAAUUCAACUCUCUAAGCACUGAUUCUGUGAACAGUUUUGCAGCCUGUUCACAGCCUCUGGUGUUUGCAACAUAUGAUACUGCCCUCUCCUGGAAUGCACUUUUCAUGGGUGUCCCCAAAACUCUGCAUUGUAAUACCAAGCUCCAGGCCCUUGAGAACUUGGGAUCAAAUAUUCCAUUUGCAGACCUGAUUUAAUUAGAAUGGUGGUGGGGUGGGGGAGGAUUUAAGCAUCUUGUUUCUUCUGCUGGCUGCUGCUUUUUGAUUUCUGUUUCAAUGUGUGAGUGAAUUUAAGUAUUGAGCUGUCAGCUUUGAGAAGAAGUGUCAUCAGUAAAGCUUGGGAAGGGAUGUUUGAUUUAGUUCUCAUUCUGAUGACUAAUUUGCUGUUAAUGCUAUCAGAUUUUGUUGGACAUUCAAGUAGAAGCUGUAGCGUAUAUUGAAGAGAAUGUUUGUUUCAGUUCUGGGUAAAUUGGGCAACUGUGUGAAAGGUAGGUAAGGGGAGGGGAGCAAGCUUUUGCAGUAGGUGCUAUUUGAAACCAACACCAAACUGCAGCUAUUCUGUUGUAGCACAUGAUCCAAGAAAUAUUAGCAAGCAGAAAUGGAGUGCACACCCUGACUGGCAGAUUGGGUCAGCACGCAGUUACUCUACCUCUGGAACCGAGUGAGAUCUAACGAAAAGAGUAUAUAGAGUUUCAGGAGGCUCCACUCAGUGAGCAGAAAUCUGUUAUCUGAAUGAAAGUGUCCACAAAGAUGGCAGAUGUGGGAAGUGACGUGUUUUAAUGACAUGGCAAGGGAUAAUAUUCUGUGGUGGUGUGUGUGUUUAAAGGGAUGCUGUUUUAAAAGGGCACGGUAUAAAGAGGCUUUGAUGUAUAUAGCAAGAAGUGGGGAAUAAGGUGCUGUGCAUUGACAUUUGUGACAAAUGAUACCUAAGUGUGUAUGCACUGUUAAAGAGAUAAUUUUAAUCACCAUUGACCAGUUCACUUCCUGGACAAAGAUUGAUUGCAUACAGAGGCCCCUGUGCUCCAAGUUCUAUUUGUUGUUUUUUUUUUUAAAAGGCAUGUCCAUUUACAUCACACUGAAUUGAAGGCGAGUUUGUGUAAUAGUGGUCACUUGGAAUGAUUUGAUCAUCUUUUUAUUUUGAUAGUCAGUUAUUUGCUACUUCCAUCAAAAAGCAAUAGCAUCAUUGGCUGCAGUCUGCAAAGCUGUUAAAAAUUCCUUUGCCUAUUCAGUAAAAACUAAACAUGACUUGUUCAGUUGCUGAUCAUCUGGGAGUGCCCUAGCAGUUAUUGUCCAGGGGUAUGCUGUGGCCACCUGAUCAUUGAAACUAGUGAUCAGUUUCUGAGAGUGAGCUGCUGAGUAUUUGCAUUCACAUGUUUCCUGAAAUCUUCCCUUAGGGCUGUAGGGUUAGGAUUCAAUCAGUAGGUGACCAACAGGAGAAUGAAGGUCUAAUCCCAAAUCAGAGACUAUGGUAGAGAAGCAGUCUUGAUUGAAGUUUUGCUGGAAUUCAUGUUUUAUUACCAGCCACUCCCACCAACAGCUGUUAUGUCUGUGACUACAUUGUUAAAUUAUAUUUCUAAGUAUAAUUUAGGUUUUGAUGGGAUUGUUGCUUGUUUGCAAUUGUUUGAAAGCCUUGGUCUGAAGCUCUAACUCCAUGUGGUCAGUGUGUUAAAUGGAAAAGUAGACCACCAAUGGAUGGAGUAGGUGGAUGGGUUUAGUCAGUGUACUAAAUAGUGCUCUGCAUUAAUAGUCUUCCCACUCCUCCCACUCAAUCCAUGAGCUCAGUGCCAAUUGUGUGUUUAAACCUCACUCAGUUUGUUGCUCCUAUCCUCGUCUGUGAUUUGAUGAGGAAUUAUCCGUGGGAAGCUGCUAACUGUAAAAAUAAAUAAAUAAAUAAAUAAAAAUUGUUAA